CUGGCCGGAGCAGUUUCCCGAGGCCCAAGCGCCCCGCUCCCCUCCGUCCCCUGGACGCUCUUCUCUGUCCCCCGGCCCGCAGUCCCCUUACCGGCUCCGCCAGCCCCUGGGGGACCCGCGGAGGCCCCCGUCCCGCCGCCGCCGCCGCCUGCCACCGCGGGGGUAGCCCGGGCCGAUUCCGGAGUCGCCCGGACUCGAGAGGCUGCUGCACCGGGCCUCAGCCACCUCCGGAUGCUGGUGCUGCCGCCCCCCUGCCCUCAGCCCCGGGCGCUGGCCAAGGCGGAGGCCAUGGAGGACCCGCGCCCUGGGACAGGCCGGUCCCCAGAACCCGGACCUUCCUCCUCCGCAGGAUGCCCCCCGCCCUCCUCCGCUCCGAGGCCCAACCACUACCUGCUCAUUGACACGCAGGGCGUCCCGUACACCGUGCUGGUGGAGGAGGAGGCUCCGAGGCAGCCGGGGCCAGCGGGGACCUCAGCCCAGAAGAAGUGCUACAGCUGCCCCGUGUGCUCCCGCGCCUUCGAGUACAUGUCCUACCUGCAGCGCCACAGCAUCACCCACUCGGAGGUGAAGCCCUUCGCGUGCGACACCUGCGGGAAGGCCUUCAAGCGGGCCAGCCACCUGGCGCGGCACCACUCCAUCCAUCGGGCCGGCGGGGGGCGGCCCCACGGCUGCCCGCUCUGCCCGCGCCGGUUCCGGGAGGCGGGCGAGCUGGCCCAGCACAGCCGGGUUCACUCUGGGGAGCGCCCGUUCCAGUGCCCGCGCUGCCCGCGCCGGUUUAUGGAGCAGAACACGCUGCAGAAGCACAUCCGGUGGAAGCACCCGUGAGCCGGGCCGCAGGGCACCCCUGGUACCGUGGGAUCUGGGGGAGCCCGGACUCCUGCGGUUCUCAGACACCCGGAGGGCACCCGAGGCUGGGCUGUGGGGCCCUGGACACAGACACGGACCCACCUGCUGCGGAGGCCAAGCCCCGCGGAGGGAGGAGCUCCGGAGUCACCGCGGGUCCCCGCGUUUUGGAGACAAGACGGGAACAAGACCUCAGUUCUCAGAGUGGAGGCCUCCAGCCUCAGCGACACCGGCUGCUCCAGGCUGGGCCCUGACAGGGGCCGUGGGGGAGGCCGCUGGGCGUGGACAUUCUCUGGCCUGAAGUGUGGUUGGGGGCCAUCGGGAACCCACUCCAUCUCGCUGAGGCCUCCAUGCGGAUGUUGGGGGCGGGGCUCCAGACCUGGCCGCCCCCCCCCUUCGCCCCCUCCCCCCCACUCCAGCCAGGGACUGAGAGUAGUCACCCAAUAAACCCGUUUUCUACUUUGA
This is a messenger RNA of Myotis myotis, 1308 nucleotides long. It is a transcript of the gene ZNF581, whose product is annotated as zinc finger protein 581. Gene Ontology annotation, biological process: regulation of transcription by RNA polymerase II. The record is from RefSeq and is a predicted model, not a curated record. NCBI's taxonomy places the organism in Eukaryota, Metazoa, Chordata, Mammalia, Chiroptera, Vespertilionidae. The coding region runs from base 232 to 825 and encodes 197 amino acids. Gene Ontology annotation, molecular function: DNA-binding transcription factor activity; RNA polymerase II cis-regulatory region sequence-specific DNA binding. The transcript has 2 exons.